GAGCCCAUACCUCACACCCCCCUACCCUUCAUUGCCCUCCUCCUCAAACACAUUGUUCUGCGGCUGCCGGCGAGAAACCGGUUCCCUCCCGCAGCUACUGGCCAGCCAUCAGAGCCGCUGACAGCCAGAUAGACUAACACUGUCAGACAAAAUCACUGACAGGUAAACUGUCUCUCCGAAACGCGUCCACCCGCGGUGUCUCACCGGCGGAGCAUCUCUUUGUGCGCGUCCAACUGUUCACGUAGGUGGAGACAAAGACAGCGGACAGGCUGGCGAACCGACACGCGGACACGGAGACGCUAUGAGCGAAGGCACGCGCCAUGGGAGCGGAGGACACGCGCUCAGGUAACGCUGUGCUAAGGUGUGGCAGCUGGUGAUUGGUGGUUAUCAUGGUGCCCAGGCCAUCAUCAGGGGAGCUAUGGGGGCUCCAUCUGAUGCCCCCUCGGAUUCUAGUGGACUGCUGCCUCCCCAAUGGUAUGAUGGUGAGCCUGGAGUGCCUCAGAGAAACUCCCCUCAUCAACAUAAAACAGCAGCUCUUCAUUGAGGCCAGGAAGUACCCUCUCUACCACCUGCUGCAGGAGGAGUCAUGCUACAUCUUUGUGGGGGUGACCCAGGAGGCUGAAAGGGAGGAGUUUUAUGAUGAGACGCGGAGGUUGUGUGACCUACGACUGUUUCACCCCAUCCUGAAGGUCAUUGAGCCGUUGGGGAAUCGUGAGGAGAAGAUCCUGAACCGAGAGAUAGGCUUUGCCAUUGGGAUGCCAGUCUGUGAAUUUGAGAUGAUGAAGGACCCAGAGGUUCAGGACUUCCGUCGCUCUAUACUGAGUGUGUGCAGAGAGGCAAUGGAGGAGAGAGAAGGGGGCGGGGCUCACACCCAGGCACUCUAUGUUUACCCGCCCAAUGUGGAGUCCAGUCCUCAUCUGCCACAACACAUCUAUAGCAAGCUGGACAAAGGACGGCUCAUAGUGACCAUCUGGGUGAUUAUGUCUCCAUCAAACUCUAAGCAGAAAUACACUUUAAAGGUGAGCCACGACAGUUUGCCUGAGCAGCUAAUUGCAGAGUCCAUCAGAAAGAAGAGUCGCUCGAUGCACCUUUCCCCUCAGCAGCUCCGACUCUGUGUGCAGGAGUACCAGGGCCAGUACAUCCUUAAGGUGUGUGGCUGUGAUGAGUACUUGCUGGAGAAUUUCCCCCUCAGUCAAUACAAGUACAUCCGCUCUUGUAUCAUCGUUGGACGUCUUCCUCACCUAAUGCUUGUGUCCAAAGACAGUCUCUACUCUCAGCUUCCAGCCUCAGGCUUCGUCACUCCGUCCUACAGCCGGAGGACACCCCAGCCGUCUCCCUGUCCAGGAGGUGGUGAUGGAUCUCCUCCUCGCUCCCUCUGGGCCUUUAACACUCUGCUCAGGGUCCGAUUGCUCUGCGCCACCUACGUCAACGUCAAUAUCCGGGACAUUGACAAGAUCUAUGUGAGGACGGGUAUCUAUCAUGGAGGAGAGCCGCUGUGUGAAAAUGUGAACACCCAGAGAGUUCCCUGCUCCAACCCCAGGUGGAACGAAUGGCUGACCUAUGACAUUUACCUGGCGGAUCUUCCUCGCUCAGCAAGACUCUGUCUGUCCAUCUGCUCUGUGAAGGGAAGGAAAGGAGCCAAGGAGGAGCACUGCCCCCUGGCCUGGGGUAAUGUCAGCCUGUUUGACUACAUGGAUAUACUUGUCUCUGGGAAGAUGGCUCUGAGUCUUUGGCCCGUUCCUCAUGGCCUUGAAGACCUGCUCAACCCUAUUGGAGUGGCUGGCUCAAACCCCAACAAGGAGACCCCGUGUGUGGAGCUGGAGUUCUCACGAUUCAACCAGACAGUCGUGUUUCCUGAUGAGCAGCAGAUUGAAGAACAUGCUAACUGGACCAUCAGCAGAGAGCUAGGCUACAACUACUGCCAUGGACUGAGUAGCCGCCUGGCCUGCGACAGCAGUGUUUCAGCCACUGAUGCAGAGCAGCUUCGCUCUCUUUGCUCCAGAGAUCCUCUGUAUGAGCUUUCCGAGCAGGAGAAGGACUUCCUCUGGAGACACAGACAUUAUUGUUUAAACAUCCCAGAGUCUCUGCCUAAGCUGCUUCUGUCAGUCAAAUGGAACUCCAGAGACGAAGUGUCGCAGAUGUACUGUUUACUGAAAGAAUGGCCUCUGAUGGAGCCUGAGUCAGCUCUGGAGCUGCUGGACUGUAACUUUCCUGAUCCGAUAGUGAGAGAGUUUGCUCUGCGCUGUCUGGUGCAGGGCUUGACGGAUGACAAGUUGUCCCAGUAUCUGCUGCAGCUUGUACAGGUAUUAAAAUAUGAGAUGUACUUGGACAAUCCUCUGGCUCGAUUCCUCAUCAAGAAAGCUCUAACCAAUCAGAGGAUAGGACACUUCUUCUUCUGGCACCUGAAGUCAGAAAUACACAACAAGACAGUUUCCAGAAGGUUUGGCCUGCUGCUGGAGGCUUUCUGCAGAGCCUGUGGCAUGUACCUGAAACACUUGAACAGACAGGUGGAGGCCAUGGAUAAACUGGUGAAUCUGACUGAUACACUGAAGCAGGAGAAGAAGGAUGAAACUCAGAAGACUCAGAUGAAGUUCCUGGUUGAACACAUGUCACGUCCAGACUACAUGGAGUCUCUGCAGGGAUUCGUCUCUCCACUAAACCCAGUUCACCAGCUGGGAAACCUCAGGCUGGAGGAAUGCAGGAUCAUGUCCUCAGCAAAGCGUCCCCUAUGGCUGAACUGGGAGAACCCUGACAUAAUGUCCGAGCUACUCUUCACCAACAAUGAGAUCAUCUUCAAGAACGGAGAUGAUCUGCGUCAAGACAUGCUGACGCUGCAGAUCAUCAAGAUCAUGGAGAACAUCUGGCAGAACCAAGGCCUGGACCUGCGAAUGCUGCCAUAUGGCUGCCUUUCUAUCGGUGACCGUGUCGGUCUUAUUGAGGUGGUGAAGAACAGCUACACUAUCAUGCAAAUUCAGUGCAAAGGAGGCUUGAAGGGGGCACUGCAGUUCAAUUCCAACACGCUUCACCACUGGAUCAAAGACAAGAACCAUGGAGAGGCGUAUGAUCGUGCCAUUGACCUUUUCACCAGGUCCUGUGCAGGUUACUGCGUUGCCACAUUUAUCUUGGGAAUUGGAGACCGACACAACUCCAACAUCAUGGUGAAGGAGAAUGGACAGUUAUUCCAUAUCGACUUUGGCCACUUCCUGGACCACAAGAAGAAGAAGUUUGGCUACAAGAGGGAGCGUGUGCCUUUCGUGCUGACUCAGGACUUCCUUAUUGUCAUCAGCAAAGGCAUUCAGGAGUCAACUAAGACAAAGGAGUUUGAGAGGUUCCAGGAGAUGUGCUACAAAGCUUACCUGGCCAUCCGACAGCACGCUAGCCUCUUCAUCAACCUCUUUUCCCUCAUGCUGGGCUGUGGCAUGCCUGAACUGCAGAGCUUUGAUGAUAUCGCCUACCUUAGGAAGACCCUUGCAUUAGAAAAGAGCCAGCAGGAGGCGCUGGAGUACUUCACAAAACAGAUGAAUGAUGCUCAUCAUGGAGGAUGGAGCACCAAGAUGGACUGGAUCUUCCACACCAUCAGACACAUGCCCAACGAACACUGACACACAAACACUACAGAUACUGACACAAGUAAGCACACGCAUAUACAUCACAACACCUGACACACAAACCCAUACACAACAGCGCACACUACACAAAUGACAUGUGCUUCAGACACAUAUACAUCAAACAGUGAUAUAAAUCACGUAAAAAUCCAAAUAUGCAACCCAUCAGACACAGGUAGCAAACGCACACAUGUUUAUUCAAACACACGCCCACACACACACACACACACACACACACACACACACAUCUAAAGCACAAAUUGUGCUUGUUUUCUGCACUAAUCAGGUGAGGGUAAUGAUGGCGAUGAUGGAUUUGUUUAAGACGGCCUUUUCCAUCACCUCACCAUGUUGGGGGGGAUAAUGGUCAUAGAAACACUAGUCUCUCAGGUGCAGAGGUCGGAGACGUUGCUGAAAGUGCCAAAGGCAUGCGGGGAAAAGAAAGUAAUGAUGAUGAUGUCAACAUGUCUUCAAUAUGAUGCAACAAGUCAGCCAGCUGGCUCUACUAGCUGCAAACUGAGUCAAACUCUUUUAGUGUAGCAAACAUUUAAAUAGAAUUUUAUGAACCAACUGCAGCUUUAUUGAUACCUGGGAGGUGAACACUGUGGUCACUGUGAAAGCAAUAAACAAAAACCUCUGAUAACAAAUCAGUGCUUUGAUAAUGACAAUCAAGGAGUUCUGACAGAGGAGAAGGCAGAGCUGAGUCCUGCGCUGUGAAGCAGCUUCAACCUACACAGAUUAUUUACAACAUUUGGCUAAGCUAAAUCAGAUCACAUUGAGUUGUAUUAUGAAGCUGGUUCCCAUUUUGCCAAAUAAGCAAAGGCUUUCUGACUAAGGUUAUUUGAGUAAAAAACAGGGAGAGCUGGAACCAGAGGACCAGUCACAUCCAUGAAGGAAAGCUUGCUAAAAAAAAAACAACAACGAAUGUUUGUACUAAUGAAUAAGGAGCCUGUUCUGCCGGCAUUAACGCUGAUUACUCUGUUCCAUAAAUAUGCUGAAGGUGCCGGUUACUGCUGAGACAUGAAAGAGUCUCAGGUGCAGUCUGACUAUUUUAAAUGCUUUUCAGGCUAAUAAUGAAAGGGAGAAUAAUGUGAAUCAGUCCACAAGUUGAUUGUUCACAAAAUAAUUUUGUCACCCUCAGUCUUCGUCUUUUGUUUUCUUUUUUGAUGAUACAAUUAAAUCCAUACGUCUCUCUUUCCUCUUCUUUUCAAAGCCAAGUUUAUUAUAGCCGUCCAUUUGUUUGCCAAGGUGCUUUUUAAACUGGAUUUUUGACAUUAUAAUGUUAAUGUCAGACCACGUGCACACUUUCAGUCUUCCUCUCCGGUGCGAUUAUUUCCUAUAAGCAGCUCACCAAAAUAAAACCCCCUCUAUGGAUGACUCACAUACAAAUGUUGAGUUUAACAAUAUGUCAGAGAAAGGAUUACAAAUUUCAGCUCUGAGGCUCUUACAACUAAACAAUGGGGAUGACGUCCAAAAGAAGAACAGCCCCGAAUCAUGGUCACAUGUCCUUUUUCUAAACAUAGACACGCCCCUAAAAGGGGACAGUCUACUCACCUGACAUCUGAAGAAAGAAUGUGACGUCACAGAGAUGCAAUCUGUUUCAUGGCAUGUUACUCUAUGAGUGUCUUGAGCUGACUAAGUGUAAGCAUGCAUCUAAAUCACAGGGAGAGUUGUUCCAAUAGGAACUCCACAGCCAAUAUCUAAUUAGACUAGCUUUAACUUUUAGUAAAGGUUACCCAAUUUAAACAAACCGUAACAAUAAGCAUUAUAAGAGUCUGAGUCGGCUUAAAGGCAGCUCAACAUUUUGCAUAUUACCUCAACUUGUAAGUCAAAAGUCAAUGCAUGCUAAAACAAAUCCCUAGGAAAUAUCAGUCUGCAAAGGCAGAACAAAGUUGUACCCGUCUGCUCUGUGAUGCUCGCAAAAACACAAGCUUGAAUCAGUUAUGCAACCAUGUGACUGUGUGACAAGAAAAGAAUGUUGUUGAGUUUGUUACUUUAGCCUGCAAACAUAAGUGUUACAAAAUACUUAUUACAAACAGUCUGACUGCACACCGCUACCUGGCUCUAAAGUGUUUUAAAUGACCAGGGAUUCAUUCACUUCCGGAAUUGUAAUUAUUUCUUAAGAUCAAAAAAGUGAAUAAUUAGGAUAGAAGGAAGAGCAUUAACGGGUAAACAAACAUUGCUUUAAAAUUAGUUGAUCUUUACUCUUGUAAGCUAAUCUGCCAUGGAGUAUGUCAUACUUCCAGUAUUGGUUACUAUGGUGAUAAAACCCAGGAAAGAGGAACCAGCUUCCUGAUAUCAAAAUCCCAGGACUAAACCUUAACUAACUUUGCAAAUCCACUAACCCUGCUUCAUGGAGCAGGGCUCAGAUCCGCUGUGGGCAGAGUCAAAGAGGAGUUUGUGAAAAUUUCAUAUAUCAUAUUUAUUGUUAACUUUCAGUUAAAAUAACUGCUGCUUGAAGAAGAAUCAAUACAUCGUGCAUCAUUUCUUGUUGAGAUAUAUCUUUUCAGUCUCUUGGUAUGUGCAUUUGUUUAGAUAAUUUAUGAAAUGUAAGUUAAUGUGUGCAACAGUUUUGGUUAAAUAUUUGAAAAUGUACUCCCUUAUGUUAAAA
Fundulus heteroclitus (mummichog) is the source of this 6213-nucleotide messenger RNA. RefSeq names its product phosphatidylinositol 4,5-bisphosphate 3-kinase catalytic subunit alpha isoform. Gene Ontology annotation, biological process: phosphatidylinositol-3-phosphate biosynthetic process; phosphatidylinositol-mediated signaling; cell migration. Bases 390 to 3602 code for a protein of 1070 amino acids. The transcript has 28 exons. Gene Ontology annotation, molecular function: 1-phosphatidylinositol-4-phosphate 3-kinase activity; 1-phosphatidylinositol-3-kinase activity. NCBI's taxonomy places the organism in Eukaryota, Metazoa, Chordata, Actinopteri, Cyprinodontiformes, Fundulidae. The record is from RefSeq and is a predicted model, not a curated record. Gene Ontology annotation, cellular component: plasma membrane; phosphatidylinositol 3-kinase complex, class IA; cytoplasm.